Enhydra lutris kenyoni (northern sea otter) is the source of this 853-nucleotide messenger RNA. RefSeq names its product mesencephalic astrocyte derived neurotrophic factor. Gene Ontology annotation, biological process: dopaminergic neuron differentiation; neuron projection development. Lineage: Eukaryota; Metazoa; Chordata; Mammalia; Carnivora; Mustelidae. The transcript has 4 exons. The coding region runs from base 69 to 608 and encodes 179 amino acids. Gene Ontology annotation, cellular component: endoplasmic reticulum. The record is from RefSeq and is a predicted model, not a curated record.
CGCCUCACGGCGGGCGCGGUUCAGUCGGGCGGCGGCGGCGGCGGCGGCGGAGGAGGAGGAGGUGGAGGAUGUGGGCCACGCACGGGCUGGCGGUGGCGCUUGCUCUGAGCGUGUUGCCGGGCGGCCGGACGUUGCGGCCGGGCGACUGCGAAGUCUGUAUCUCCUAUCUGGGAAGAUUUUAUCAGGACCUCAAAGACAGAGAUGUCACAUUCUCACCGUCCUCUAUUGAAAAAGAACUUAUAAAAUUCUGCCGGGAAGCAAGAGGCAAAGAGAAUCGGUUGUGCUACUACAUCGGGGCCACAGAUGACGCUGCCACUAAGAUCAUCAAUGAGGUGUCCAAGCCCCUGGCUCACCACAUCCCUGUGGAGAAGGUCUGUGAGAAGCUCAAGAAGAAGGACAGCCAGAUCUGUGAGCUCAAGUAUGACAAGCAGAUCGACCUGAGCACGGUGGACCUGAAGAAGCUCCGGGUCAAAGAGCUGAAGAAGAUCCUGGACGACUGGGGGGAGACGUGCAAAGGCUGCGCAGAGAAGUCUGACUACAUCCGGAAGAUUAAUGAACUGAUGCCUAAAUAUGCCCCCAAGGCAGCCAGUUCACGGACUGAUUUGUAGUCGGCCUGGUCCCUGCUGCACCUGAGGGGAAAGCAGCUCACCUGCGUCUUCCCCACAGCCUUUUUGUAAUUUAUUUUUUAGGCGGGCUCCUGACAAUGUCAGGUGUGAAGCCUGGAGCUUUCCUGACGAAGCUGGCUCUCCAGCGCCCCCCUGGGGGGAUUCACUUUGUUCUGUUGCUGGUUUACUCUAGGACUUCAAAGUGUGUCUGGGAAUUUUUUAUUAAAGGAAGAAAAUUUCUAGCUGUC